GACCACCUCUUAGGGCGCAGUCGACACUGUUAAACGAGGCUCAGGAACUGAUGGUUUGGCUAUGGUAUGGUAAACUAGGUAAUCGUACAAAAGGACAUCGUCCAGAGGUGGGUAAUACAUCUAUCAUCUCUUCGCCAGUUAACGUCACUUUAUAUCAUCGCGACGACCCAGGAUUGUUAUGGGGCCGACAGGUUCGGGCAAGUCGACUUGGGUCCAACAUGCCAGUUGGCAAUGGCCUAAGAAGCUGCACAGCAAAAGUCACGCCUACUGCACCAUUCUUCAUUGAUGGAAGAGAGGUGAUUUUGCUGGACACGCCCGGAUUUGAUGACACAACAACACCAGAUUUCGAUACCUUGGAAGAAAUCGCGCAGUAUAUGGCCAGCAUUAUUGCAGACAGGAGGAUGGGAGGAAUCCAAGAGCGCAACCUGCGAAUCUUUGAAAGUCUCUGUGGAGACGAUCCCCUCAAGUCGGCUGUGGUGGUCACUAAUAUGUGGGGAUUGGUACCCA
Acaulospora colombiana is the source of this 507-nucleotide messenger RNA. NCBI's taxonomy places the organism in Eukaryota, Fungi, Glomeromycota, Glomeromycetes, Diversisporales, Acaulosporaceae. The record is from the annotation of a GenBank genome assembly.